AAGUGGGGCGUAUUUGUUAUAUUGGUUAAAAUGAGGGGCUUAGACGAGUAGUAAAAGCCGACACUUGGUUAAGUUUGGCAACGCCGCACCUUGUUUUCUUCUCCCAUUUUGCGGUUUCAGGCCGAUGGAUUCACUUAACAUCUGUUUCAGAGGGAGAAGUUGUGCUGAGUCGACUCGGAUGGGAAGCGGAAGCUCCGAGGCGGCGGCGGCGGCGCCAUCAAUGACACGUUUCCUGCUUGAUUUAGGCGGCGUGGCUGUUAUUGACGGCGGACUGGCGACGGAGUUCGAGCGACACGGUGCCGAUCUCAACGAUCCUCUUUGGAGCGCCAAAUGCCUCCUCACUUCUCCUCACCUCAUCCUCUCCGUCCAUCUAGAUUACCUUGAAGCUGGUGCAGAUAUUAUAGCCAGUGCGUCUUAUCAGGCCACAAUUCAGGGGUUUGAGGCAAAGGGGUUUUCAAGAGAAGAAAGUGAAGCCUUGCUGAGAAAAAGUGUGGAAAUGGCUUGUAGUGCACGGGAAGCAUAUUACAAAAAAUGUGAGGCUAGCUCGUCCGGUGAAAGUGUUGAUGGUAAGAUUCUUAAGAAGCGCCCAGUAUUGGUUGCAGCAUCCAUAGGCAGCUACGGUGCAUACUUGGCCGAUGGAUCAGAGUACAGUGGAAUCUAUGGGGAUUCAAUCACGCUAGAAAGUCUGAAGGAUUUUCACCGGAGACGAGUCCAGGUUCUGGCAGAAUCUGGUGCAGAUUUAAUAGCAUUUGAGACCAUUCCAAACAAGCUAGAGGCUCAGGCAUAUGCUGAGCUGUUAAACGAAGAAGACAUAAAGAUUCCAGCAUGGUUUGCAUUUAACUCAAAGGACGGUGUGAACGUGGUUAGCGGCGAUGCCAUCCAGGACUGUGUUGCUAUUGCUGAAUCAUGUGACAAAGUGGUUGCGGUUGGAAUCAACUGUACCCCUCCUAGAUUCAUUCACGGUCUAGUACUGGAGAUCAAGAAGGUGACCAACAAACCUAUACUGGUGUACCCAAACAGUGGGGAGAGCUAUGAUGCAGACCGAAAGGAAUGGGUUGAAAACACGGGAGUCGGGGAUGAAGAUUUUGUGUCGUAUGUAGAGAAAUGGUGCGAGGCAGGGGUGUGUCUGGUCGGAGGGUGCUGCAGGACAACGCCUAACACUAUCAGAGGCAUUUACAAGAGACUGCUCGGCCGCAGAACUGUGACCCCUUCCCACCGUUAGGCCCAAGUAAGGUCAUGUCCAACCAAGUCAGACUGGUUGUUUGUGCGAAUGGUUUGACAUCUUUUUCCCAGCGUGAAUGCAAACUGACCCAAAAGCCCAACUGCUUUUUUAUAAUAAACCCAAAAGCCCACUGCGUUAGCUUCUCUUGCUGCUUUGCCCAGUCCCUGCAUUUGCGCUGCGAAAUUACGUAUCGUGUUAGUACCACUCACUGUGGAUGUGGACCGGACAGUGAUAAGAUGUGCAUUCAAUUCAUGGGCGUACAAGAAACUGAUGAUGUCAUACUUGUCCCACUCUCUCUCGUGUCAGAAACUGAUGAUUGAUUGACCCUCUCCAGGAUUAAACAUAAACUUACUCCUCCCA
Molecule: messenger RNA, 1582 nt
Organism: Tarenaya hassleriana
Lineage: Eukaryota; Viridiplantae; Streptophyta; Magnoliopsida; Brassicales; Cleomaceae
Product: homocysteine S-methyltransferase 2
Exons: 7
Coding region: 125-1222 (365 amino acids)
Biological process (GO): S-methylmethionine cycle
Molecular function (GO): zinc ion binding; S-adenosylmethionine-homocysteine S-methyltransferase activity
Source: RefSeq, a predicted model, not a curated record